AUAAUCAGUUUUGCACAGUGCGGCUGUAAUUAUGUAUUUGUUUUUGUUGACAUUGUUUGGAGAACAGUGAACUCUUUUCCUUUUUCCCCUUCGAAUCUCGGCUUAAGUUGGACUUUCGGUAAAUGUUCAAAACAAAUAAAAAUAAUCGAACAUAGUUGUGGUUUCAGUCAGUGGUAGUUCAGUUCGUGAUAGCAGCUUCAUACUUUUCAUCACAUUCCAUCGAAACGUACACAGAAAUAAUUCUCAUAAUGUCGCUUUACAAAUUAAGGGUUGCUGGACUCGAAGACAUCUUGCAGCAGGAUAUGAUUGAUAUAACGAUGCUGAAGAAUUUCUGCUUUUAUGGCAUCCCAGACUGUAGUGGGCUACGCUCUUUGUGCUGGAAAUUGCUACUCGGAUACUUGGGACCAAAACGUGACACAUGGUCAGCCACUCUUGCAAAAAAGAGAGAAUUGUAUAAGCAAUUUAUUGACGAAAUGGUAAUUCCACCUGGAGAGCAGAACGGAUCCGGAUGCGUAGAUCAUCCGUUAAGCGAUGGACCGGAAAGUAAUUGGAACACGUUCUUCAAAGACAACGAAGUACUAUUACAAAUUGAUAAGGACGUAAGACGUUUGUGUCCCGAUAUUUCCUUUUUCCAACAAGCAACGGAAUUUCCUUGUGAGUCGGUAGUUAGUCACAACCGGGAACGAAAACUCCACGUACGGGUAGCACCAAGCACACUCAGUUCUGCGAAUGUCGAACGGAAAGGAUUGGGCGUUACCAAGAUAAAUUUGAUAACAAAGCGAGCAACUGAAAGCUAUGAAGCAAUGGAUGAAGGUCGUGAGGCCCACUGGGAGGUGGUGGAACGGAUAUUGUUUCUCUAUGCUAAGUUGAAUCCAGGUCAGAGCUACGUGCAGGGUAUGAACGAAAUUAUUGGUCCAAUUUACUACGUCCUUGCGUCCGAUCCGAACGUCGAAUAUCGUCAGUACGCGGAAGCUGACUGUUUCUUUUGCUUUACGGCACUGAUGGGAGAGAUUCGUGACUUUUUCAUCAAAACAUUAGACGAAUCCGAGGGAGGUAUCAAGCAAAUGAUGGCUAAGCUGUCGAAUAUGUUGAAAGACAAAGAUUUAGACGUGUGGUCCAGACUGAGGGAUCAGGAACUCUAUCCCCAAUAUUACAGUUUCCGAUGGCUAACACUAUUGCUCUCACAAGAGUUUCCACUGCCUGAUGUUUUACGGAUUUGGGACUCCGUGUUUGCCGACGAGAAGCGGUAUGAUUUCCUGAUAAAAGUGUGCUGUGCAAUGAUUAUUUUAUUGCGGGAUCAAAUCCUAGAGAACGACUUUGCCAACAACGUAAAAUUGUUGCAAAAUUUUCCACCGAUGGACAUUAAGGUCGUUCUUAAAAAAGCCACUAGCUUGGAGUAAAACAAGUCGAUUUACGAUAAACCUAUAUCCUGAAGCAAUUUCGCUAAACAGAAGAAAGUAAGAUUUUUUCUAUCGAAGCCUGCAUAAGAAUUAAGAAUUUAUAAUCACUUGAAACAAACGUCUGACGA
Molecule: messenger RNA, 1528 nt
Organism: Sabethes cyaneus
Lineage: Eukaryota; Metazoa; Arthropoda; Insecta; Diptera; Culicidae
Product: TBC1 domain family member 13
Exons: 7
Coding region: 249-1400 (383 amino acids)
Biological process (GO): activation of GTPase activity; intracellular protein transport
Molecular function (GO): GTPase activator activity
Source: RefSeq, a predicted model, not a curated record